AACAGAUUGAUUGGCAGGCGGCAGAAGAAAGGAGAAAAUAUAAAAUGUCCAGCGUUUGCUCGUGUAGAUUCUGAUCAAGUAGUGCGAUUUUGUGCGUUCCGAAUCCUUGUCGGAAACAUGGACACGGAUACGAUACCGGAUAUCCCCACUGACAAUCCAGAGACCUACUGUAGGCUGUGUUUUUCUGGCUUCUACGUGGAACCGCUGUUUCCACCGGAUGGGCAGCCGAAGCAUGGAGUGAUCGAAUUAAUUGGUCGGCUGGUGGAUAUUCAUGUAACGAUGGAGAUGGAUUACCGGUGUGCGGUCUGCCGGAUGUGUCAGAUGACACUGGAGGGCUUUCAUAAGUAUAGGGAACGCUGUAGAACUUUGGAUGAGGUGCUGCAGCGGAAGCGGAUGGAGUUGAUGCACUAUCAGGUGAAGGUCGAACAUCAGGAGGAGCUGGCUCAGAAUGCGAUUGGAUUCGAGGAGGACAUGGUUUACUGUUUGAGCGAUAGCGAUGAGGAAAAUACCGGAGGUGGAAGAAGAGGUGGUGAGGACGGAGAAGAGGAGGAACAUGAACGCGGAUUGAUUGACGAUGAUGGGGAGGAGAUUGAUGAGGAGGUGGAGGAAGAGCUGAUUAGGGGCGAUAUGUUGAUCAAGCCCGAGCCAUAUGGGAUGGAAGAAGGGGUAAGGGAAGGUGGGGAGGAUUUUGAUGAGGAUGAAGAAGAUCACGAGCAACAGCAGCAGCAGCAGCAGAUUCCAGAUAGAAAGCCCGGUAGGGGUGAUGUGGUGGUGUUGGAUUCGGAAGAGGAUGAAAAAUCGAUGGAAGCUUCGAUGGAAGCAUCGACGAGAGCCAGCAGCGAAGCGAGAACAGAGGAUCAAGGGAAAGAUAUCCCAAAGAAGGCGCUGCCAUUUGAAGUUAGUUCGGAUGGAGCGUAUCGCUGUACGGUGUGCCAGGAGACGUUCCGGCUGAUGAAGGAAAUUAAGAAUCACAUCCGGAAGAAGCAUCCGGAAGAAGCGUUGGUCUAUUCGUGUCGCUACUGUGCCAAGAAGUUUUCCGAGACGACAUCGUUGCGAGCGCACACCCGCUUCCACACGAUGGAUUUCCCAUUUUCAUGCGACGAGUGCGGAGCCAAGUUCACGAUGAAGGCCCGCCUGGAUAAUCACGUGUCGCGCUAUCACGAUAAAAACUCUCCUUCCUAUACGGACAAGCGCUACAAGUGUACCUUGUGCCCGCGGAUAUUCCUACAGGAGUCGGGUCGUAACUUGCACAUCUUACAUUUCCACGACACGAAGCCAUCGGAGGUUACGGAAGUUAUCCCGAUGCUGCAGGUUCUAUACUGCGAUGGCUGCAAUGAGCAGUUUGACACAAAAGAAGCCAUCGAUGCUCACUUUGCCGAGCACCAUGCUGGUGACGAUGAGGAAUCGAAACCGAAGAUCUCCAAGAGACACAAGUGUCCGGAUUGUGUGAAAGUGUUCCGUCAUCGUACUGCACUGCGGUCGCACUGCGUCAUCAACCAUGGGACGAUGCCGCACAAGUGCGAAAUAUGUGGUAGCAGUUUCGAGCGGAAGACCAAACUGGACAAACACAAGGAGAACUGGCACGGGGAGAAUUCCAAGAACAAAGUCCUGGAACGGUACAAAUGUGACCAGUGUGACAGAUACUUUGUGCGCAAUCAAGAUCGAUUCCGCCACGAGCAGGUUGUUCACAACAUCGAAUCACCUGCCAAAUUGCCAACGGUUUGGGAAGGACGUAAGAGUAAUUUCCCUUGCUCCAAGUGCGAUCGGAAGUUCCCCUCGAUGAAGACCAUGCGGAUACACUUCGCCCUGAAGCAUCCGGAUGUUCCGGUUCGCUUCAAGUGCACGGUAUGUUCCAAGCUGUUCAAGCAUAAGACAUCCCUUCGGGAACACAUGAUGAACCACACCGGAGAGCAUCCGUUCGGAUGUGACCAGUGCGACGAGAGAUUCAUCCGCAAGAAGGACGUUGAUCGUCACAUGCAAGAGAUGCAUGGUUCGGAUGACGAAGACGGUGAAAAGAAGGUUCGCUUCCCCUGUCCCUACUGCUCCCGGAAGCUGAUGACUAAGACAGCCCGAGCGAUCCACGUAACACACCACCACGCUGACAAAGAGCCCCUCGCGAAGCAAGUCCUUUCAUCGCUUCCGAAAUCCAUGGCCUGUCAGCACUGCAAGAAGGUCUUCACCAACCGAAAUACCCUCAAACUGCACAUCCUCAACCAUCUCGGUAAGCUGCCCCAUCAGUGUCAGCAAUGCGGUGCCGGAUUUUACAAACCAGCCGACCUUCAACGGCACAAACAACGCUACCACACCGGAGGAUCCGCUCUGACCAUUGCCAAUCGCUUCAAGUGCGCCUACUGUCCGCGGAUCUUCAUCCGGAAAUCCGCACGCCGCUACCAUCACACAGUAUUCCAUGGCAUCGAGAAGAAAACGGUCGCCGCCUCCUCGUCCUCCUCCUCCAACAAGGGAAUCAAAACCGAACCGGAAAAUGUCGAAUACUCUUGCGCUUUGUGUAGCCUCGUUUUCGUUACCGGUACGAUGCUGCAGACCCAUCACCAGCAGCACCACCCGGAUCAGCAGUUCUUCUACAAGUGCCCUCACUGUCCGAAGCGUACUGUCCAUCGAAACGCCUACGUGUCGCACAUCCGGCUGCAUGUCGGUGGCUAUCGCUAUCCGUGCGACCAGUGCAACGUGAAAUUUGACCGUAAGGUCCUGCUGGUGCAGCACAAACAGCGCUACCACUCGGACGCCUCCAAGGACGUCCAACGGUUCCUCUGUACGAUCUGCAAUCGAGAGUUCCUCCGGAAUCAGGACCGCGUCCGGCAUCAGAUUGUCGUGCACAAUUAUCAGGUGCAGAGUAGCGGAUCCCAACCGGCACCCAGUCCGGGCCCGUCAUCUACCAAGAAAUCGCUGCUCAAAAUCAAACAGGAGAAGCUAGAGCUAGACGUUCCGGAGGAACCCGUGGAGGGUUAUGUGAUCAAAAAGCCCUCGGAAGGGUUUGCCAUCUCCAGUGACGUGGAGGAAAUUGAAGACGAUGAUGAUGAUGAUGACCAAGGGGCAGAGCAGCAUCAGCAGCUGCAGCAGAAGCAUGAGCAGCAUUCCGACGAUGGUGAACAGGUAAGUGGCGAGGAGGUCCCAGUGCCGACGAUUUCCAAUGUCGUGUCAAUCAAGGAGGAAGCGAUGGCCGCACGCAAAGAAUAUAAUGAAUAUACUGCAGAGUUUUAGAAGUUUAUUUGCCAUCGUGUCCCGUAAGAAUAUGUGUAUUAAGAGAUGCAUUUAUUUCCAAUGGUAUGAUAGUAAUAAUAGUAAUAAAGCUUGGCGAAUUUGAGAAAUUCGAA
Messenger RNA from Ochlerotatus camptorhynchus, 3332 nucleotides. RefSeq names its product zinc finger protein 569-like. The record is from RefSeq and is a predicted model, not a curated record. Gene Ontology annotation, molecular function: zinc ion binding. Gene Ontology annotation, cellular component: nucleus. The transcript has 3 exons. NCBI's taxonomy places the organism in Eukaryota, Metazoa, Arthropoda, Insecta, Diptera, Culicidae. Bases 118 to 3219 code for a protein of 1033 amino acids.